GGGAGGGGAAUUGUGUUCAAGUUCGAGAGCGAGUGCGAGUGCGCGGUAAUAGUUCAAGCUCUCUCGGGGGAGUAACGAGUUUACCGGUGAGCACAGCUGGAGGGAUCGGACCGCGCAGAGCGAGCCACGGGCGAGGUAGCGCGAAACCGACGGCCGAUUGAGGAAGGCGGGCCCGCUUCGGGUCUUCGUCCUCUUGGUGAGCCAUCGUUCUGGCAGCGGGGCCCUUCGCCUCAACGAAGAAAAGAAGGAUGAACCGAAUGACGAAUAUCCAGAGGAUUCGUUGGCGAGGACGUUUGUAGGUGGAUCCGGCCUGUUUUGGUGGUCCGCAGGUAGAUAACUGCUGUGGCAGAUCUGCUGCGAGGCGAGGGAAUUUCUUGUUUGAAGUGGUGUUGGUGUUGGAGUGCCGACCUGUUCUGUCGCCACAGUGCGGACUCCCGUUCUCCUCGAGGUUUUGUGUGGACACUUGUUCGUGGGUUUGUCAGUGUGAAGGCUCGGCUCGGCGUUCGGGUGGGCAGCCAGCGAGCGAGAGCCAGUCUCCACCAUCACGCCCAAUUGUAAGGUUUUGGGGCCCCGCGUCGAAGGUGACGAUGUUAACUUAGGGUUUUGGGUACGACAUUGCUCGUUGUGUUGCGAGUUGUUUCAGAAAACCUUCGAGUCCGCUCGGGGAUUAUUUUUUCUUGCUGGGUUUUAUUAUUUUCGAAAAACAUCGACGCUUGUGCCUAUGGUGUCCCCCCGGGUUGAGGCAGCCGCGGUGUACAGAUGAUUGUCGCGGUCGACGAGGUCUGCACUCUCUUGCUUUAGGGAAAGGUGGUCUGUAGCUCGAACCUUCGUUUGCAGUGGACGAGGUUGCAUCGAGCAGGUACGGGAGUUAGUUAGGGUACAGAACGGGCUGAGAAAAUGAGACACGGGGGAUGAAAUGAGUUAUUUUUAUGAAACUUGAUCGGUUUUGCCCCUAGAGUGGGGUAGCAGGUCGCAGGAGGUGAAAGGCCAACCUUGCUUGGAAGACGGAACGUGGAACUGUGGGCUCGGAACUUGUCACAAAAUAUCGAGAAGACUGCGCAAGAGAUGUGAUCGGUCAGAUAGUGAUCGGGAGGUGGUAAAAAAAUAGUCGUGCAAUGGGGGAACUAGAAGCAGGUUUCGCGAAGCUUCAAGGCGAGGACUUCGAAUAUUACAUGCAAACAUACUCUAUCAUUUUAGGCAGGAACAGUAAGAAGACUUCGGUGGAUGUAGAUCUGGCAGGUCUCGGUGGGGGUAUGAAUAUAUCUCGCCAACAUGCCCGCAUAUUCUACGAUUUCGAGAGAAGAAGAUUUGUGCUGGAAGUGCUUGGAAAAAAUGGUUGCUACGUUGAAGGUGUUUUGUAUCUACCGGGAACUCCCCCAAUCAAGCUCGACUCAAAAGACCUGCUGCAAAUUGGCGACAAGAAAUUUUACUUUCUCUUGCCCGCGAAGAAGCUUGCUAGUCGAACUGCCACUUCAGCUUCUCCUGCUUCUGGUGCCUCGAGAAAGAGACCGGCAAAUUCUGCCAAGCCAUCUGCGUCCUUGAAAAGUGGAUUAGAGGACUCCUCUCACCUUAUGCAAUCUUCUAAGAAAAGUCGAGCUUCUGGCAAGCCUGAUGCAGGUGGAGGACGGGAUAAAAAAUCUUCUUCCGUGUGGAUGGGGCACGACCAGGAAGGGAUUACCGCAGCUGGCAGUAGCAGUGCCCAAGUGAUCAGUUCGCAUUCCGAGCAUAAGGGGGAUAUGAGGAGGCGUGGAGAGGAGUCUGGUUUCUCUCAAGCUAAAGCAGAGGAAAGGGAUGUUGUGUCAGCCAUAACCACCGUGCUACAGGAGCUUUGCGCACCUGGGGAAUGGAUGCCUAUGGCAAGGCUAAAUAAUGAGCUGUCCGAUCAUUACAGCCAUUUAGUGUCGCAAUCGAAGCUUCGGAGAGUCGUACAAGCUCAAGAAAUCAGUUCAGUAGAUGGUGAAACUAGAGUGAAAGCCUGGGCAGGAUUGUUGGUUUUGUUAAGAAAAUACCCUCAGCACUUCGUCAUCAACACCAAGGUUAAAGGCCGGAUUACAGCAGAGUACGUUGCUCUAGUGUCUGAUGGCAUGUAAGUUAUAUUUAAGAAACAUUCCAGACGUGUAGACUAUCCCUCCCAUCCGUGUACCAUACUAUCCCUUGCAUUAGUUCAAGCUAAUGUACUGAUAGUAGGAAUCUCCCGACACAUACAUGAUGUACCCCGUCCCUGUUUUGGUGUUACAGCCGUGAGAUGUUAACUUGUUCUUCCCCUUGUUGUGAAUCCCAUAAUCUUACCUGACUGAAUAGGCUCACUCUAUCCGGAUUGGAGUUCUGGAUGGUUUUGGGUAGGCUUUAGAUUGUCGAAGUUGGGGAAUUCGAAUGAAAUUUUGACAAAUGAAGAAAAGAAUUUGACGAAAGCCUCCGGAUGUAUCAUGGCUUGCUGCAUACAAACUUUUUUUCAGCACACUAGUAGAAAAACUUCCACCUUUCACCAUUGUCGGGGAGGGGGUUC
Messenger RNA from Marchantia polymorpha subsp. ruderalis, 2506 nucleotides. Lineage: Eukaryota; Viridiplantae; Streptophyta; Marchantiopsida; Marchantiales; Marchantiaceae. The record is from the annotation of a GenBank genome assembly.